Molecule: messenger RNA, 2322 nt
Organism: Benincasa hispida (wax gourd)
Lineage: Eukaryota; Viridiplantae; Streptophyta; Magnoliopsida; Cucurbitales; Cucurbitaceae
Product: putative apyrase 6
Biological process (GO): nucleoside diphosphate catabolic process
Cellular component (GO): membrane
Molecular function (GO): nucleoside diphosphate phosphatase activity
Source: RefSeq, a predicted model, not a curated record
GAAAGUAGAGACACAAACACUUAAUUAUUUAAUUUUAAUAUUUGAAUAAAGAGAUCUUGUUCUUCGUCUCCGAGACAGAGCAUUGCCGGAGAAGAGAGCAAGACCGAGACAGAAAGGGCGAUAUUUUUCACAGAUUGCCCUCUCCGUCUCGAUCGACCUUAAUAAUCAACAAUACCAUUAACAAAUAAUCCCUUUUUUACUUUUCUUUUCAUUCUUCGUAUUGGAUUAUUCCACUGCUUGGUUAAUCUUUGAUUUCUUUGUGAUGUAUUUCCUUCCAUUAAUCCGUUCUCUUUGAUGCGACGGUUGAAUGCCCGUAAGAGGGACGAUUCUAAAGUUCCCGAUAUGGAUCCCACCAAGCUGCACCUUCGACCCAGCAGCAGACCCAAUUUGUUCGCCAGGACCAACUCCAAGAACUCUAAAUCCAAAUGGUGGGUUUCUCUUGCAGCCCUACUUGCGUUUGCUUUCUUCCUCUUUUCCCUCUUCGUUUUUGCAAGGAAUUUGCGGAACUCUCUGAAGAGAAGGUAUGGAAUCGUUAUCGAUGGAGGUAGUACGGGGACUCGAAUCCACGUGUUUGGGUACAGAGUCGAGGGUGGUUAUGGGGUUUUUGAUUUUGGGGAAGAGGGAUUGGCGUCGAUGAAGGUGAAUCCUGGGCUGUCGGCCUAUGUACAAGAUCCAGAUGGAGCUGGAAAGUCUUUGGUAGAGCUUUUGGAGUAUGCGAAGAGUCGGGUUCCAAGGGAUCAAUGGGGAGUCACAGAAAUUCGGUUAAUGGCAACGGCGGGGCUAAGAUUGCUGGAUUUGGAUGUACAGAACCGCAUAUUGGAGUCUUGCCGGCUGCUGCUUCGGUCUUCGGGGUUUAAGUUCCAGGAUGAAUGGGCGUCGGUCAUCACAGGCUCUGAUGAAGGGACUUAUGCGUGGGUUGCGGCUAACUAUGCACUGGGUACUCUUGGAGGUGAUCCCCUUGAGACAACUGGAAUUAUUGAACUUGGUGGAGCUUCAGCUCAGGUUACUUUUGUUUCAAGUGAAUCAAUACCUCCUGAAUUCUCACGUACAGUUAAAUUUGGCAAUAUGACAUAUAGUCUUUACUCUCACAGCUUUCUACAUUUUGGGCAGAACGCUGCUCAUGAUUCCUUAAGAGAAGGACUUAUUACAGGAGAGUUCAACUCAGGAGCUAAAACUAACGGAUUGUCUGUGGAUCCUUGUACUCCCAAUGGGUACUCUCAUACUUCGGAGUCUGAAGCACUAUCUCCAGGCUUUAUGGUAGAAAGGAAUUGGUAUUUAUCAACUUUCCAUUCCAAGGGAAACUUCUCUGAGUGCAGAUCUGUUGCUUUAUUGCUGCUGCAAAAAGGAAAAGAGAAAUGCACCAAUGGGAACUGCUCUGUAGGAUCCAUUUACACACCAAAACUUAGAGGGAAGUUUUUGGCUACGGAGAAUUUCUUUUACACAUCAAAAUUCUUUGGUCUUGGACCGAGAGCUUUUCUUUCAGAUCUGAUGGUGGCUGGACAGGAGUUCUGUGGUGAGGACUGGUUGAAGUUGAAAGAGAAAUACAGGCUACUCGAUGAAGAUGAUUUGCUGCGUUAUUGCUUCUCAUCAGCGUAUAUCGUGGCCCUACUUCAUGACAGUCUUGGAAUUGGAUUAGAGGAUCAGAGCAUCACUGCUGCAACUCAAAUACAAAACAUUCCGCUUGAUUGGGCAUUGGGAGCUUUCAUCUUGCAAAGCACAGCUGCAAUAGAGUCAGAACCAGAGCAGUGGGAUUGGAUUAUGGCCAUCUUUGGCUAUGAGUUUCCUACAAAGCUCUCACUAAUUGCGGUAUCAAUUCUGUUGUUGUUUAUAGCAUGGUCUGUAUCAAAGUGGAGGAAACCUCAGUUAAAGACGAUUUACGAUCUAGAGAAAGGACGGUACAUAGUGACCCGUGUGAGUAAAUGCUGAUAAAAACUAGUUAACUUUCCUGGGUCGGUUUGAUUGCACAAGGAAAGAACACAACUACACUACAUAAAAUUAUUAUACAAUUUAGCCUCCGUAUCCCAUAGACCAAAUCUGCAAGUCCAAGAUGUUUGAGAUUGUAUAUUAUGUGAUUUUAAUUCACAUCUCAUGUAGACUACAACUGUUGUAGAAAAAGCUUCCCUUUUUGCUUAGCGGGAGAACAGGCGACCAUUCCCAUUUCCAUUCCCAUUCCCAUCGUCAGUGCCAUUCCCAGUGCCGACUUAGGGUGAAAUGAAAUUGUAGGAGAUUGGAUUCCCUUUACGUUAGAAGUCCUCCCCCCACCAUUGUAUUAUGACUGGUUUUAUGAUGAAAUUAGAUAUGCUUCCUGUGUCAUCAAGUCAU